CUGGUGUGGAGCGCCAGGCAAAUGGCCUCCUUCCCAGAUUCGGAGGUGCAGACGUGCCCGCUGUGUAAGGAGCUGUGCGGCUCCUCAGCUCCGAUCUCCUCCAGCUCAUCUACCUCGUCGUCGUCGUCGCAGACCUCCAACUCGUCCACUACCUCGUCCACACGCAGGCUGCACGUCCUGCCGUGUCUGCACGCCUUCUGCAGGCCCUGCCUGGAGAGCCUGAGGAGCAACGGCGACCCCCUUAAACUCCGCUGCCCCACCUGCGACCAGAAGGUGCCCAUGUCCGAGUCGGGCGUGGACGCGCUGCCGUCGUCCAACUUCCUCUUCAGCAGCUUGCUGGACGUGGUGGUGUCCACGGAUGAUCCUGGCACGGGGGGCUGCAGGGGUAACGGGGGGCUCCUCCGCGCUCAGCCCUCGCUGACAGAUCCGCAGUGCAGCUCCUGCGACGAGGGCAACUGUGCCAGCUCGCACUGUCUGGACUGUCAGGAGUACCUGUGUGAGAACUGCGUGAGGGCCCAUCAGCGAGUCCGCCUCACCAAAGACCACUUCAUCGAGAGUCUGCACAUGGGGCCACGCACCGGGGGCCCCUGCACCCAGAACAGCCUCUCCCAGGCUUUCCACAACUUUUCCUUGCUGCCCGUUUUCCAGGACCGUGUGGAUUACUGUCAGCAGCACGACAACGCGGUGCUGCGUUUUUUUUGUGAGAGCUGCUCCGUACCCAUCUGUAGGGAGUGCAGCGUGGGACGCCACGUGGGCCACAGCGUCUCCUACCUGCAGGACGUGCUGCACGACUCCAGAGCGCUGACCAUCCAGCUGCUGGCCGACAUACAGCAGGGACGACAGGCCGUACAGCUGAGUAUUGAGAAAGCUCAAGCCAUCGCUGAACAGGUGGAAAUGAAGGCCAAGGUGGUGCAGUCGGAGGUGAAGACCACCACGCUGCGGCACAAAAAAACCCUGGAGGAGCGCGAGUGUGAACUUCUAUGGAAGGUGGAGAAGAUUCGGCAGGUGAAGGCCAAGUCGCUGUACCUUCAGGUGGAGAAGUUACACCAGAACCUGACCAAGCUGGACAGCACGAUAGCCACGGUAACCAAAGUGCUGGAGGACGGCCGCAGCAUCGACGUCCUGCUGGCGCGCGAGCACAUGCUGAACCAGCUGCAGGAGCUCAAAUCGCUGCGCUGCAUCCUACCGCCGCAGGAGGACGACCGUAUCGUCUUCACGCCUCCGGAUCAGGCCCUGCUGAUCGCCAUCCAGUCCAUGGGUCUGAUAAGCAGUGGAGCCUUCGCGUCGGCCACCAAAGCCCACGGAGAGGGCCUCAAGAGGGCGCUGCAGGGGAAACUGGCCUGCUUUACAGUGGUGGCAUACGACCACGAUGGAGAACCGCGCCUGUCCGGGGGUGAUGGCGUAUCUGUGGUCCUGAUGAAUCCCGAAGGAAACCUGUUCAGCGCAGACGUCUCUGACAACCAAGACGGCACGUACGCGGUGAGCUACCUGCCCAAGGGUGAAGGUGAGCAUCUGCUCUCUGUGCUUAUCUGCAACCAGCACAUUGAGGGAAGUCCAUUCAAAGUUAUGGUCAAAUCCGGGCGCAGCUAUGGAGGCAUCGGCCUCCCUAUGGCAUCAUUUGGCGGGGAGGGUGAUGGCGAUGGGCAGCUGUGUCGACCCUGGGGUAUCUGUGUGGAUAAGGAAGGCUACGUCAUCGUUGCCGACCGGAGCAACAAUCGCAUACAGAUCUUUAAGCCAGGUGGCACCUUUCACCACAAGUUUGGUACUUUGGGCUCGCGGCCUGGCCAGUUUGACCGACCGGCAGGGGUCACCUGCGACAGCCAGAGGAGAAUCAUCGUGGCUGAUAAGGACAAUCACCGCAUCCAGAUCUUCACCUUCGAGGGCCAGUUCCUCCUCAAAUUCGGCGAAAAGGGAACCAAAAACGGGCAGUUCAACUACCCCUGGGACGUGGCCGUCAACCCCGAGGGGAAGAUCCUGGUCUCGGAUACGCGCAACCACCGAGUACAGCUGUUCGGCCCCGACGGGACGUUCCUCAACAAGUACGGGUUCGAAGGCGCCCUCUGGAAGCAUUUUGACUCCCCCCGGGGCGUCGCCUUCACUCAAGAGGGUCACCUGGUGGUGACCGACUUCAACAAUCAUCGCUUGCUGGUCAUCAGGCCCGACUGCCAGUCGGCUCGCUUCCUGGGCUCCGAGGGGACGGGGAACGGGCAGUUUCUGCGUCCGCAGGGCGUGGCCGUGGACCAGGAGGAUCGCAUCAUCGUAGCAGACUCGCGCAACCAUCGAAUUCAGGUGUUCGAACCCAACGGCAACUUCUUAUGCAAGUUUGGGACUCAAGGUAGCGGCUUCGGGCAGAUGGAUCGCCCAUCGGGUAUAGCCGUUACCCCUGACGGAAUGAUUGUAGCCGUUGACUUUGGUAACAAUCGAAUCCUCAUCUUCUGA
Molecule: messenger RNA, 2439 nt
Organism: Trichomycterus rosablanca
Lineage: Eukaryota; Metazoa; Chordata; Actinopteri; Siluriformes; Trichomycteridae
Gene: trim71
Product: tripartite motif containing 71, E3 ubiquitin protein ligase
Exons: 5
Coding region: 22-2439 (805 amino acids)
Biological process (GO): proteasome-mediated ubiquitin-dependent protein catabolic process; negative regulation of translation; protein polyubiquitination
Molecular function (GO): ubiquitin protein ligase activity; protein binding; zinc ion binding
Source: RefSeq, a predicted model, not a curated record